AUAACAUCAGAAGGACAGCGGCUGCAAAUUGUGCGCACAUCACUUUCGGAUGCUGGCAACUAUUCGUGCGUGGCGCUCAAUCGUGCUGGUGAAGCAUCGUUGGACUUCGAAGUGGAAAUACUCUGUACGCAUUUGGCUAGUGAAUAUUGUCGAAAUUUGGAAAAUAGACAUAUUGCAUCCGUAAACGCAGCAUAUGCGCGACGUAGGGAAGAACACUUAAGGCUACUUGCGGAACGCAACAGGCAGCGCCACGAGGAACAACUGAGGGAGCAAACCAGAUCCUAUAAAGUAGAUGAGUCUCGUUAUAUUGACAACUAUAUUUUCCCUCCAUCAUCAUCAUCAUCAUCAUCAUCAGCAGCAGCAACAACAACAGUACUACCUUGUACUGAUUCGGAGUCACGUACAGUACAUUCACAGUAUUAUACUGCGACCAGAGAACCAGCUAUGGUAAUCCAAUCAUACACACUGAAAUCGCGUGCACAUCAUUCUCGUUUUCAUAGCUUCAUUAGAGAUGAGCAUUAUCGUGAGGCAUUAUCAGCCACUCCGCUUUAUCCCUAUUAUAAUUAUUCAUUGAUUGGUGUUACUGCUCCGCCACGUCUAGAAUCUUCACCUACACGCUUAAAAGUUCGGGUUAGAGACGGCAGACUCGGCUACAGCUCAUACACGCAGGAUACAGGGCCAGUUUCAAGUUCCGCCAAUAGGUUUCUUCCAAGAUCCGACUUUGCUACAUUAGUGCAACGACCAAAUCUCAGAAAACAGAAACUGACUGUGAAACCGAUUACAAGUUUUCAAAAACUGCGGUCACAGCAGCAAGAGAAAGCAUUAUCCAAAGCAAUUAGCCACCAAAAGCCAUGUAUUCCCAAAAGUGAGUAUGAUAUUAACAAUAGAGUUUUGUUAAAUGAAGGUCAUGAAAGCGACCGAAUCGAACUCAACCGUGCAGUUUCUGGUCAUCGACUUCGUCGACCGCAUCAUUUUCAUCAUCGAUAUCCAGAUUAUUCGGAUGACAGUAGAUCCAAAAUCUGGGCUUAUACUGGAGUAAAUGAAAAGAAACAAUCAGCGGAAACUAAUGACGUAGCUCGGUCUUGUGAGGAAUAUAAGGAGAAAUAUCCAUGGGGAGGCAAAAGACUUCGUUUCCAACGCCAGUGGCAACCGUGGGAUCCGGAUUACUCUGAUGAACCGUGGACGUCGUGGUACUCUUAUAAGGAGCCCAAAAUACAAAGACAGCGACGAGAGUUGCUUGGGCAAGCUUGA
Gongylonema pulchrum is the source of this 1251-nucleotide messenger RNA. Lineage: Eukaryota; Metazoa; Nematoda; Chromadorea; Rhabditida; Gongylonematidae. The record is from the annotation of a GenBank genome assembly.